Amborella trichopoda is the source of this 2273-nucleotide messenger RNA. NCBI's taxonomy places the organism in Eukaryota, Viridiplantae, Streptophyta, Magnoliopsida, Amborellales, Amborellaceae. The record is from RefSeq and is a predicted model, not a curated record.
CAAAGGCCUUAUGCUUCGCUUCAUCCCACCGCUCACCGUUUCUUUAAACAGCGGCUUUCACUAUUCGACGUGAUCCUCUCUCUUCGCUAAGCCCUGAUGUUCACCUCCUCGUUUUCUUUUCGCCGGAACUUCACCGGAACUUCGCCGGAGUUUGUAACCAUAGCUGGAAUAUUCUCUCGUUUCACUGUUCUAUCUUUUUUUCUUUUUUUUGUGAGAUUUUAGUUUUUUUGCUGGAAGUUAAUUGGAGAUCCGCUUGGUUUCGUUGAUUUCCACCGUGAUUAUUCCCAGAUAAUGGCUGAUGAUGAUAAGAAGGACAUUGUUGAUAGCAACUCAGUGUCAGUCAAAGGAGAAAAGGAUAGUAAAGUAGUUUCUCAACCGCGCAAAGGUUUUCUUUCUCGAAUAUGGAAUGGAAUUUUCAGAAGACGUAGCGAUGACUUUGAAAAGAAAUUGCAAUACCUCUCUAAGGAGGAGGCGUCUGUUCAUGCACGGACAAAGAAGAGAGCUGAGACUUGGCGAAAGAUGGCAAGAAAUCUUAUAGUUUACUCUGUGGUUUUGGAGGCCGUGGCAGUGGCCUAUGCCAUUAUGAUGACAAGAACACCAGAUUUGACUUGGAAUAUGCGAGCACUCAGAGUACUGCCCGUUUUUGUUGUUCCCGGUGUAUCUUCUGUUAUCUACUCAACAAUCGCAAGCUUCAUAAGGAUGCGUGAACGUAAGGACCAGAAGACACUCGAAAGGUUGCGUGCUGAACGGAAAGAAAAGAUUGAUGAGCUGAAAGAGAGGACUAAUUAUUACAGGACACAACAACUUAUUCAGAGAUAUGAUCUCGAUCCUGCAGCAAAAGCGGCAGCUGCAAGUGUAUUGGCAUCUAAACUGGGAGCUGAUUCUGGCAUCAAAGUAUUUGUUGAUGAUACGAAUAUCAACACAUCGACUGUUCAAAGCAGUGGAGCUGAGGUUGUGCGCUCUGAUGGCUUAAGAAAGAGAAGGCCAACUCAUGCAAGAAACAACAGCACAGGUAGUGUUUUGGCCCAUCACCAGUUUCAUGAGGAAUUUAAUCCGCAGGAUCCAGGACUUGGGGCUCCCCAGGAGGAGGUUGCUGAAGAAAAUCCGACAAUUGAGAUGGGAAAUCAUCUGAAACGGACUGCUGUUGAUGGGGGUUGGAUUGCUCGGAUUGCUGCCAUGCUUGUUGGAGAGGAUCCUACACAGUGUUAUGCUCUCAUAUGUAGCAACUGCCAUAUGCACAAUGGUAAGUGCUAUGCUAACUUUUGAGAAGUCCUAUUUUUUUUUUCAUUGCUUGGGUAGUCCUUUUUUAAUGAGAUUUUCACUACUUAGAUUUCUGACUAGAUCUUUAGCUAUGUUUGUUCAUGAUAUGUUCCGCAUUUUUGUUUUGGCUUUUUAUUUUGAACUGUGUGUUCUAGGGUUUAGUGAGAAAUGAACUGUUCAAGUACCUAGGAUUAGAGCAUUUUUGGAAAUAUUUUUUUGUGCUUGCUUCUCAAAGAGCAUUGCACUAGUUGAUUUCUUAGACAAAUGUGGGUUAUAUUUAUUCUACAUAUAUUAGGCUACAGUUAAAGGUAGGUACGUAGCAUUCUACUAGAGUAGGGCCGUAUAGAGGGAGUGACUUAGGGUAGGGGUAGCUAUUGAGGAGGGUCUUACUAAGUGGGAGUUCACUGACUUCUAGUUCAAUUCAAUCGCUUUCUUCCCAUAUUGCUGCCAUUGGAAAUUUCAUCAGAAAAUUAUGAUAGUGAAUCUAAUUGAAAAAGGAAAUCCUCCUUGUAACCAAAGCCUUAUUCUCAUCCCAACUUGGUAAACAUUCUCGAUGCAUAUGCACUUAUAUAGAGAUUCUCUCCUGCUUUGAAGAUUAUUAUCUUCAUUGGAAGCAUAAUCCUUAAACCUCAAAUUUUAGGGAUUUUGGCUUUUUAGGAAUAGAUCUUUUUAUGUGUUUUACCAUCUUGAGUCGUACAAUAUAGAAACGUGUGGAGUAUGUGCCUCGUGCAAGUUCAGAUAUUUCUUUAUGGAGCUUGUGCAUGGGUGUAUAUCCAGGGAUGUUUCCUCAAUUUGCAAUAAAUUCUUGAAACCUGUUCAUUGUUCUACUAUAAUGACGUGCACACCCACGAUAACACGAACACAGGCACAUGCGGGAGCGAGAGAUUUUGGAUAUUUGGAUAUCGCCAAUCUUGACUCUCAAUUGUUUGAAUUGAUAACAGCCUCUUUUCUGUCAGUGUGAUAUUUGAUUUUUCUAUUUCUGCGAUUAACAGAGAAAAUGGGAUGUCUGAGAG